ACAACCCUACUCGCGAAAGCAACUCUGCAAUAGCGCGUCCGCGUCGCGUUGUAAUUUUUUGUUGAAUUUUUUAAGCUUGUUAAAUACCGUGGCAUGUCCUAAGUUAAGUCUUCCUUCCGCAAAAGAUACUGAUCUGACCAUGAGCGCCUCUACCAUCGACAACGUGCGGGUGUUACUGCAGUCGCUGCCCGCCGCCUCGAACAACAUCAACACUGCAGUCGGCCUUGGUGAGCAGCAGACGCCGGGCAAGGGACUGGCAAUGGCCCCAACUACUCCCUUGCGCGCCAGAAACCAGGGCCAGCAGCUCCAGCUGAAUAUGCCGUUUACUCCGGAGAAGGCUGAAGAGAAACCGAUUUCGGCUCCCGAGGAGUUCUGGCGAGACCUGCAGCAGUUUCACGAACGGCGCGGCACCCCGCUGACCCAGGCGGCCAAGAUCAGUGGCAAGCACGUGGACCUGUACAAGCUGUACACCGAGGUCACCGAGCGCGGUGGCUUCAACAAGGUGAACAUGCGGGACGAGUGGGACGAGGUAUACAGUGCUAUGGAGACUCUGCGGGAGCGGUGCGUCAAUGGCACGGCGGGCAUCAAACACAUAUAUAGACGCUAUCUGGACAAGUACGAGCGCCUGAAUUUCUUUGGUGAAGAUCCAGACAAGAUGGAGGCUUUGGAGGCGGCCAUUGAGAACGCAGAAAUGGGCGGUGGACGCUCCCGAUCGCGGGCUUUGGCUGGCGGCGGCGGAGGCGGUGGCGGCGGUGGUCUUGGCAGCAUCUUUGGCUCAAUGCACUCGACGCUGCCGGCGGUGCCCAUGGCCUACAAUCAGCGCCAGCAUUCUGUAAACGUUGAGCGUCGACGGCAAUAUAAGAUGUCCACACAGCUUCACCGACACAGCAGCUACGAGAAGCUGCUGCUAUCUCUGCUCUCACCGCUGCCCAACGAGCAGGACUUUGCCAUAAAUGUGUGCACGCUUAUGGCGAACGAAGUGCGCCACACGCUCCAGCUAACCGAGUGUCCCAAGCUGCUGGAUGUGCUGUUGGCCCACCUGGGCGUCUAUGCGGAUUUCACCAUGCGCCAACUGUUUCAGCACAGCUACGCGGAGGUGCGGCACCACUCACAGCUCAGCUUUUGGCGCGACCUGCUGCACGACAGACCACAGAUCCUGGAGCUAUACACUGACGAGCAGGCCUGGCUGGAUAAUGGUCUGAUCAGCAAGGAGGAUAGGGAGAACACGGCCGCUCGUAGCGAGCUGCUGGCGGCCUGCGAUGAGUUGGAUUUCCUUAACCUAAGGCGCAGCAACGGCACCGAUGAACGGAUGGGCCAGCGUGUUCUACAGAUUGUCCAACUUGUGCGAACCCUCAGUUUCCAUCAGGAGAAUCACGCACUUCUCGCAUCAAAUCGCACAUUGUGGCGUUAUUUGGUCAUGGGCGCCAACGUGCGAUGGAGUAACAUCCACAUUCAAGCUCUGGAGACAGCCGGCAACCUUGCCCACCAGUUUGAGCUGCAGGAUCCCACUACGGACGAGCUGUCGCGGAAUCUGCUGGCCACCCUUUGCGAGGGAGUCGACUCCAACGACCGGGCGGUGAUCAUCAGCUGCCUGGAGAUACUUUACAAGCUGUGCGGCCGCGAGGGAAACUCCCAGCACAUCAACCGCUGCCUGGGCUUGGAUUUUUACCAACGGGCUAUGCUUCUGCUUUCGCUGACGGAUGUGAUGCUGCUCAUUUUUACUCUGGAGGCCGUUUACGCGCUGAGUUCCCUGGGAGCGCGACCGUGUUCGAUGCUAAUGCAAGUGCGAGGUCUGCUGGAUCAGCUGGUGGCUCUGAUCACCGUGGAGGCGCAGACCUACGGCGCAGACGGUUGCAUACUCAUGCGGGUGGUGGAGGUAGUACCGGGCAAUAUGAUAGCCUCGCUGGCCCAGACAAAUAUGCCGGCCAUGCAAGCCAAUCCCGCGGCGGCUGCAGCAUCUCUCACAACGCUGCCACCAUCGCUGCAGGUGGCCAUUAAACCGCCAGUCGCCUUGCCCACACCAACGGCCGCCCAGACACAAGUGCUCUUGCCCCAGGGAGGGGAGCAGGCAGUAGCUGCACCUGCUUUGCCAUCGGUUCCAACGAUUCCCAGUCUACCGAUGCCUAGUCUGCCCCAGGUUCAGCUGCCGGUGCCCAGCCUGCCGCAGGUUCAGCUGCCCCCAAUUGCGGCCACCGUGUCUCUGCCGAGUUUGCCUUCAGCAGGUCCAAGCUUCACCCACGAGGAUGAGCAGUAUGCUUUGGCCUGGCUGGGAGCCACCUACGAGCGGGGGGCAGGCAUGGGCCACGAGCUGCGCGUGGAACAGGCGGAGCUAUACAGAAUCUAUUUGUCGCACUGCCAAAAGGCGGGUAAGCUCUCCGUGGUGAAUCACAUGCAGUUUCCCCGACUCGUGCGGCUCAUCUUCAAUCAGACGGUGGGACCGGUAAUUGUCCGACAGCUGGACGGUACCGAGUUGCCCGGCACAUACUACGUUGGCAUUCGAAUGCGAGCUCAGCCGCUGAUCAUGCAGCAAAAGCCGGCCAUUCAGAAGAAGGAGACUCCUGUCCUGCCCAAGCCGCAGCCAAGCGAAACUACUGCGGCAGAAGUGGCGCCUGAAGAAGCACCAACAACUGGUCAACUUCCGCCUUCGGCUGUCACGCCGCCUCCAAGCUCUUCGCUGAUCAAGAGUCUCUUGGCCAACAAGGUCACCGAGCGUCAACAGAAGCAAAAGGCGCAGGCACAGUCGCCACAACCGCCAGCUCUGGUGGCCACUACGGCACCUUCGUCAACAAAUUCGAGCACCCAACCCAUCAAGGUCACCUCGACUGCCAUUAGCGCCUUUGUGAAUAACCCACUCAUGCAGCACACGCCGGUAAAGGUGGGCCAGACUACCAUCAAGCCGCUGCAUCCCCAGAUGGCCAUGGAACAAAAAAAACCCAUUACGGACUCGGCUCCCCCGCCGCUAGCACCACUGAGUGGGGCGAAUGUGGUGAGCAAAGAUGCCAGUGGACGCACCCUGAUCAUUGCAGCAGCUGCGGCGGCAGCCAAACGAAAAUUGACCAUUGACGAGGAGCAAAACAAGCGCCUGGCCUUGGACGGCGGCAGCUCGAGCUCCAGCUCUUCCGCCGGCAAGGAUGAGCCGCAGGUGACACCCUCAAAGAAUGCGGCCAAUUUGUAUGCAGACUUGGCGGCCUCCAUACUGGAAGACGAGGACUUGGACGAUGUUCCACCGCUGACCAAGCCCAAUCAGGAGCAAGCCCAGCAAUCGUCGCAACAGCAACAGCUCCAGCUUAUUCCGGCGAAAGUGCAGCCAACACAGCGUCAGCUGGUAUUCCCCUCCAGCAGCACAGUUGCCUCUCCUGGCCCACCGCCGCAACUGAAACUGGCCACUACGGCCACUAUCAAGACGGAUCAGGGUCUGCAGACCGUUCCAGUGAUCUUGCAGCCCAAGAGCACAAUAGAGCAUGUUACGCCGGCGCCGCAGACUCAGUAUGUUCUGGCCACCAAUCAGCAGGGACAAACUUACUUGGUGGCGCAGCAAACUCAGCCAGCUAUUCCGCCCGCUAAUCAGUCCAAUCCGCCCACGCUGCUGGUGACGCAAACCCCGCAGCAGCAGACUAAAACCAUUAUAAUUCUUCAGCAACCUGGUGGAGGCGUGUCGGCUGCCAAUGUGGCGGGCACGCAGAAGAUGAUCAUGACAACGGCCCAGGGGCAGCAGGUUUUGGUUACCACCACUACUGCUCCGCAGUCAGCUCCACGUAAUGCAACGCCCCAGCAGCAGCAGAUCUUUAUAGCACCUCAACGUCCCGUUCCAGCCUUGGGCGCGGCCGGACAAAUGUCGCCUUCAUUGCUGUCGCAGCUCAAUCAAAUCCCUGCCACUAUCAAGCUUCAUCAGCCGCAGCCACAGCCGCAGCAGCGCUUGGUGGCCACUAAAGCGGGCGCUGCUGUGCCCAUUCCCCAGCUGCAGCAACACCAGUCUAUCAUUCAGCAGCACAUCAUCUCCGGCCCUUCUACACCAGGCUCCUCCACCUCAGUUGGCGAGAAGAGGCAGCUCAUUCUGGGAGGCGGAAUGAAGGAGACCACGCUCAUCACCCAGACACCGGCUACAGCGGCUCCCCUACAGCAAAGCCAGCUCAACUCGCAGACGAUCAUUACCACACAGCCGCCGCCCAUUACCACCACAGCAGGCACUGUUGGGGGCGUGACCCUUCAGCAGCAACAGCAGCAGCACAUAAGGACUGUCUUGCUAGAGCAGCAGCAGCAGCAACAACAGCAACAACACCAUCCAUCGAUCAUUCAGCAAAAGAUCACAAUGCCUACAAUCUCAGAGGCAGCGAAACCUAAAGCGGUUACCACCGUUUCAGCUCCAGGUACUCUGCCAGGCACUACUUCCGUCCUGGCCAAGAAGACUUUGCCACCGCCCAUGAAGCCCUCAACAGUCACCCAGACUGUGGUGGUAACAACGGCUACUACCAGCGGUGAAUCGGCAGCUGCUAAAUCAGUUGUGGCAACAACAACAACAACCACCAGCGAAUCCAAGGUAGCAGAUCAGCCGUCAGUUACAUCGAGUGUUGUGGUCACCACAGCUCCUACAACCACCAGCAGCAGCGGCGCUGUGGUGGUCAGUCAGAGCGUCUACGCUGCCUCACCUGCUCCCAGUGGCACUAGCACCACACCUGCCGCAGUGCCCGUAGACGUCAACUGGUUGUACAUUUGCGAUUGGCGCAACUGUCCGCGUAGAAAGUUCAAAUCUCUGAACGAGCUCAAGUACCACGUGUGCAACGUACACUGUCCGGACCAUCUGGACUCGGACGCCGACAUCUACUGCCAGUGGGGCAGUGGACCCACAUUCUGCGACAAUAGAGCCCGCAAACGGUACUCACUGAUGACGCAUUUGAUUGACCGCCACUUGACACCGGAGAAUUUGCGAGCCGGAGUGCAGCGCCGCCUUACCACGGGCAUUCAUAAUGUGGCCCCCGCUCAGCCGCCCGUGACCAUAGUGCGGAAUGAGGGUCAUGCCCAGCGAGUGCUGCCGGGAAGCGGUCCUGUGGGUGCUUCAACAGCGGCGCCCGCCGCCACCACUGCGCCUCCAGUUGUGGGCAGCGCCGCAAUGCAGGCCAUGAACCGACACACCACGGAUUACACCAACUCCAAGGAGCUGAUGGAUGAAAACGAGGGGCCGGUCACCAAGAGCAUACGCUUGACAGCGGCUUUAAUUCUGCGGAAUCUGGUCACCUACUCGUCAACGGCCAAACGGAGCCUAAAGCGCUACGAGCCCCACUUGGCCAAUAUAGCACUAAGCAACGUUGAGGCCAGCGGAGUGCUCUCACAUAUUAUGUACGAGCUGAGUCAGUAGGAGCAGCAGCUGCUUUACUGUAUUUUGUGUAUUACCUUUGCAGAUUAACUAAAGAAGCGGCUUGUAAUAACGACACUAUUAAAAUGUGAAAACUAAAUUUGUAAA
This is a messenger RNA of Drosophila kikkawai, 5458 nucleotides long. It is a transcript of the gene Bap170, whose product is annotated as Brahma associated protein 170kD. NCBI's taxonomy places the organism in Eukaryota, Metazoa, Arthropoda, Insecta, Diptera, Drosophilidae. Gene Ontology annotation, cellular component: SWI/SNF superfamily-type complex. The record is from RefSeq and is a predicted model, not a curated record. Gene Ontology annotation, biological process: regulation of DNA-templated transcription. Gene Ontology annotation, molecular function: DNA binding.